This is a messenger RNA of Selaginella moellendorffii, 1821 nucleotides long. Its product is annotated as RNA-binding protein Musashi homolog 2. The coding region runs from base 274 to 1587 and encodes 437 amino acids. Gene Ontology annotation, molecular function: RNA binding. The record is from RefSeq and is a predicted model, not a curated record. NCBI's taxonomy places the organism in Eukaryota, Viridiplantae, Streptophyta, Lycopodiopsida, Selaginellales, Selaginellaceae. The transcript is spliced from 12 exons.
GCAGAUGCGAAUCUCGCAGUACUAAACCACUAGUAGCUGCGCAAUGGAGGAGUGGCUAUGGCGCCAGGCGCGAUGGAGAGAGGAGUGAUGAUCAUGAGUGGAAGCGUCGUCCUAGAACGAUGAUCGAUCAGGCUGGCUGUGUAUCGGGAUUUCCAGGGAAGAAGAAGAGAGCGAGAGGAGAGUGGGGAUGAUAUGCCAAGCCAGUGAGUGAGGUGUGUUUGAGAGGAAGAGGGAGAGUCGUAAGGUCAUCUCUUCGGCGACGAGAAAUCUUCCAUGGCCGGUGGCAUUAGCAUGUCUCUGGGGAAUCGCAAGCUUGUGGUUCUUGGAAUCCCUUGGGACGUGGACACCGAGGGCCUGCGAUCUUACAUGACAAAGUUUGGUGGUCUCGACGAUGUUAUUGUUAUGAAGGAUCGCUCGACAGGACGGUCCCGUGGGUUUGGCUAUGUCACGUUUACAUCUUCGGAAGAUGCUGAGAAAGCGCUCUUGGCUCAGCAUUCGUUAAGUGGCCGGAUUCUGGAGGUGAAAGUUGCGACUCCCAAGGUUUGCUGGGUUUGUAUGCGUCAUUGUGUGAGUGUAUCGUUGUUUUCACAGGAAGAGAUGCUAAAGCCGAAGGUUACAAGGGUGUUUGUUGCCAGAAUACCACCGAGUGUCAACGACGACACAUUUCGAAACUAUUUCGAAAAGUAUGGACGGAUAACUGACGCCUACAUGCCCAAGGACCAAGGUUCAAAAGCUCAUCGAGGUAUUGGAUUUGUUACGUAUGAAGACCCAGACUCCGUGGAAAAGCUUAUGGGUAAAACUCAUGAACUUGCGGGAUCAACCAUAGCCGUGGAUCGGGCAACUCCCAAGGAAGAAACAAUGAAGUUUUGGGGGAAAUCCUAUCCUAGCAUUUAUGGUCCUUAUGGCAUUUACACAAAUGCUGCGGCUCGCUUUGGAGCCUUCGGAACGCACUUUGGAUCGUCGGCAUUUGGAGCUUACGACUACCCUCCGGCCCUUGCAACUGAGAUUGCGGGAUCGGGUAUUGGAGGAGCGUAUGGUGCGGGACUGUGGUCGUCACCCGCGCCCCCUCCAGCAAAUAUGAUGGGAGGCCCCGCAGGCCCUGUAUCGGCACCGAUGAACAUCUCAUCGUCUCAGAACCGCGGCAUUGGAAAGAAGAUAUUUGUCGGCAGGCUGCCACUGGACGCGACAGCCGAGGACCUCCGGCGGUACUUUGGCAACUUUGGCCGACUUCUCGACGUCUACGUUCCCAAGGACGCCAAGAAGCUUUCACACCGUGGCUUCGGGUUUGUCACUUUUGCAGAUGAAAGUGUCGCUGACCGUGUCGCUCUGAGAUCACAUGAGUUACUCGGGGUCCAGAUAGCAGUGGACCGUGCCACUCCGCAAGAUGAAGCUGGUGCUGGAAGUGGUACCGCCUCCUACAUGGGACCCUCGUCCAUUCUACAAGGCGCAGGUGGUCCUAUGCGCGGUGCGUCCGCCAUUGCUGGAAGUGCUUACGGCCUCGGCGGGUACGACUACAAUGGAGCGUGGCUUUAUGGUGAUGCUGGUCACCGUCCUUCCCGAAUGGAAACGCGUUACAGGCCGUAUUAACUUUGUUGUAUUAAGUACACCGCUAACUCGGCAACGCUAUGCAGCAAGCAGAGGCACAGGCGAUGGACUGUAUCCUGUUUAUGUUACAAUUUGUUUGCAUACAAGAGAGAAGGAAGAAAGAAGAUCCAGAAGAAGGAAAAGAAGUUUAAAGAGUAAGAAGAAGAGAAGCAAGCGAACCAGUGUAUGCAUACUUGGCUUCUAACUUUUCAAUGAAUUGUUGUGUAUUGUCUGUUA